AAGUUAUCUAUUUUUUUACCCAUUUCUGUUUAUUUUGUCACCCACAUGGAUGCACUACGUUUUAACGUGCAAAACCGUAUCCACAAAUCACUGGCCUGCAACGGCUGACACCUUUCUCAGAAGACUUUAUCCACACUUUCCAGCAGUUCUUUGCCAGCUAACCAACAGACAAGAUGCUUUAUUUUGUGGUUAAGUGUUUCUUUCUGGUGAUUCUGCCCAGGAUCAGUCAGCAGGGAAAUGACUUUACCACACCCAGUGCCGCCUGGUUGGAAUAUCAGCGGGAAAGGUUUGGCAUCAACAAUCCUCUGAUGAUCAGCUCUACCAAGGCACCCACUGUAGGCGUAGUUGUGGUGACCCCAAAAGUGGAGACCACCUCCAGGAAACAUUCUUCCAGUCCCCCCGAAAAUGCAGGUCAGGAAUCGGAGGAAGAUGAGGAGACCACAGAGCAGCCAGCGGAAGAAGAGGAACUGGAACUGGCUCCCAGUAUUCAAGGGUUCUUCAACUUCCUAAAAACAAUGAAGAACACCUGGAUAAAGAAAUCAGGACUGACAUUAGGAAAAAAGAUAAAGCUCUUACAAAAUCUACGAGAUAAUCUUAUGCGAUUAAUAGAGCAACAGUUUGCGGUUCUUUGGCAACCACCGGAGCGAAAAAGGCGACGUCGACGUGGUCUACUGGAUGAUUCAAAUAUAGAUUUCCCGCCUGAGGCGGCAAUCAUGAGCAUCAACUUCUUGACAUUCGCCGUUUUCCUCAUAAAACUGGUUAUGCAAGUGGUGAAGAUUGUCAAAAGCAAGCAUUACACACUUUCCGGUUUUACCUUCGUCCCAGAAGCUGUCAGACGUCCAUAAAAUAUUUCAUUGAAUUUAAAUCUAUAUUUCUAAAAC
Drosophila suzukii is the source of this 881-nucleotide messenger RNA. RefSeq lists its product as uncharacterized. The record is from RefSeq and is a predicted model, not a curated record. Lineage: Eukaryota; Metazoa; Arthropoda; Insecta; Diptera; Drosophilidae.